AUGAGGCAAGGACGAGACAGCCGAUAUCGUCGAGGUGAUGACAUAUCGGACUUUCCAAUCGAAGAGGCACGGCUUGCGGGGAUCUACAUGCUAGUUGCUCUAAGCUCAGUUACCACCGCAGGCUAUGGAGUGAGUCUCAUGCAAGAAUCGCACAUUGCCGUUCCUUUGGUGAUGCAAUUCAUCGGCGGUGCCACCACUUCGAGUAUAUUCACAGUCAGUGCAAAUUUCCGAGUCAACUACCACGUUUCACAGUUCUUAACUCAUCGCCUUCAGGUUUGCGGCACCCUUCUGACGGACUUGAACCCCAAAGCAUCAGCAACAGUCCAGGCGUCGUACAAUCUUGUACGGUGCAUUGGAGCGGGCGCUGCCAUCGCGGCUCAGCAACCCUUGACAAACGCCACGGGCUUGGGCUGGAGCUUUGGCAUAUUUUCACUAAUUAUGUUGUUCGCAGCCCCGUUGGCCAUGUUGCUCAGGAAAAAGGGUCUGAGAUGGAGGGUAUCCCCGAAAACCUGA
Colletotrichum lupini is the source of this 513-nucleotide messenger RNA. RefSeq lists its product as uncharacterized. The record is from RefSeq and is a predicted model, not a curated record. NCBI's taxonomy places the organism in Eukaryota, Fungi, Ascomycota, Sordariomycetes, Glomerellales, Glomerellaceae. Gene Ontology annotation, biological process: transmembrane transport. Gene Ontology annotation, molecular function: transmembrane transporter activity. Bases 1 to 513 code for a protein of 170 amino acids. The transcript has 2 exons.